AAAAGAUCGAUAGGGUUUCAUUCUACAGAUAUAUCGAGACUCCCCUUGUGCUUCCUUCUUCUUCUUCUUCUUCUUCGUCUUCGUCUUCUUUGUAUUGUCGCGACUUAAGAGAGAAACCACAAAAGAAAAGUUUCGUUAUUUCCUUUCAGAUCUAAGAGAGUGAGAGAGAGAGGCAGCUUUUUCGGCUGAUAGAGAUGAGCAGCAAGGUCGGCGUCGUUGGCGGCGGCGGAAGUGCCGGAGCUAGGAAAGCCAAUAACGGAAUUCACGAUAUUCCGUCAGGGUCUAGAAAAAUAGUACAAAGCUUGAAGGAAAUUGUAAACGCUCCCGAGGCUGAGAUCUAUGCUAUGCUUAAAGAGUGCAAUAUGGAUCCUAACGAAGCCGUUAAUCGCCUCCUCUCUCAAGACCCAUUUCACGAGGUCAAGAGCAAGAAAGAAAAGAAGAAAGAGACGAGGGAUGUACCGGAUUACCGGCCUCGUGGUACUAAUAGCACGUAUAACCGUGGUGGUGCUAGAGGCGGUUCUGAUCGUUAUGCCGGACGAGGUAGAUCUACCAAUUACAUCUCUACUGAUUCUGGAAACUUCCAGGGAAAAUCUACAAACAAGAAAGAGAGUGGAACACAGGGUUACACAGCUCCCUGGUCUUCUGCUUCUGGAGUGGCGAACCACCAUCAAACACAAAACAGUGAUUCUGUUGCUGCCGAAAAUAAAUCGUCAUCUGUUACCUCGGGUGAUGGAAUAUCAUCAUCACAGUUGGCUUCUGGACAUCAAACUGCAUGGUUUGGCGCUCCAGGCCAGAGGUCUAUGGCUGAUAUUGUGAAGAUGGGUAUACCACAGAACAAGCCAGUGAAGCAAAAUGUCAGUAUGCGUUCUGAGAUAAGUCAUGAACAUGAAAUUAGUGCAAAUCAGCAGGUCCCUGUUAGAGAUGAAUGGCCAUCGAUUGAGAAGCCACUGGCUCCUCGUACAUCUGUAUCAGUAGCACCAGCAGAAUCAGAGGUAUGCAAUGGUCCAGCUGAUUUCCAAUCCGAUAGAGGAGAUCAACAUCUGAAAGACCGGUUAGAAAAUAUACAUUUAGCAGAAAAUGACCCAGUCGAACAUGUGCAAGCUGACUCUGUUCAAGAAGAAGACUCUGCAGUUUCAUCCGAAUUUGAUGAUCCUUAUCAGACACAGAGCCAUCGAGUAGAGCACCACAAAGAUGACGAUGAUGUUUCGUCUCGUCCACUCAAUUUUCAACAACUAACCAUAGAUAGUCAUGAUCAAGAAGCCUCACAUGAAGAAGAUAGACCUGCUGUUGUAAUUCCGAACCAUUUGCUAAUCCAUACAGAAGAAUGCUCACAAUUAAGUUUUGGAAGCUUUGGAGGUUUUGGAUCUAGACCUUUGAGCAACAACGUUGAAGAGACUUCUGAUGUAGCUCCACCAAUCGAACAUUCAGAUGCAAGAAAUACUGAGUACUAUGGAGAUGAACAUCUUGAAGGUAAAGCCAAUGAAAAUAUGGUCCAGGCACCUGCUACUGAAAAUUAUGAUGAUUCUUUAGAAUCGAGGCGGGAGGUUUUGAAGCAAGAAAUCUCUGAGGGCACUCAGGAGCACCAGUACACAUUUUCCCAGUCUGAGCCAGGGUAUGCGUAUGAAAAUGCUAAGCAGCAGCAGCAGCAGAUGAAUACUGCAUAUGAUGCCUCACAGACAAAUGCACAGAAUCAGAUGCAGAAUCUUGCUUCGUUAUCAAAUAUGAUGCAGGGAUAUACACACUCAGUUCCCAGCAACACUUUAUUGGCACAAACAGUACAAAACGUGAGGGAACUUGAGUACCAGUUUUCACCUUUCUCAGCACAGUCUCUGCAGUCAAGAAAUAGCAACAAUGCUUCAUCACUUGGUGGCCAAAGCAUUUCCAUGCCAGAGUCUCUUCGAGGCAGUGGAAUUCCGGCAACGCAGCCAACGCAGCAAACUUUACCCGGUGCUAAUAUCGCUACUGGACCAGCUCUUCCUCAACAGCUUCCAAUGCAUCCCUACUCUCAACCCACAUUGCCUCUAACGCACUAUGCAAACAUGAUCAGUUAUCCUAUAAUGCCUCAGAACUAUCCAUACAUGCCAUCUGCUUUCCAGCAAACAUUUGGUAACAGCUCAUACCACCAGCAACUAUCUGCCUCACUGCUUCCGCAGUACAAAACCAAUGUCUCUCCCGGUAAUUUGCCUCAGUCUGCAACAGCGCCUGCCUCUGCUUAUGGAUUUGGAAACUCAACCAAUGCUGGAUCUGCUGGAAACUUCCCUCCUAACCAACAGUCUGCUCCUACGGGAACAACACUUGGUUAUGAAGAUGUUCUUAGUUCUCAGUAUAAAGAGAGUAAUCAUUUGCUGGCACUUCAGCAGCAGCAACAACAGCAGAACGAAAACUCGGCGAUGUGGCAUCACGGUCAUGGUUCCAGAACCAUGUCAGGUGUCCCGGCUAACACGUACUACAACCUCCAAGCACAGCAGCAACUACACCAGCAACAACUACAACAACAACAACUACAACAACAACAACAGCAGACCCAGCAAGCAGCGGGAGGGUAUCGCCAAGCGCAGCAGCAACAACACCAUUAUGGAUCUCAUGGGUACCCAAAUUUCUAUCAGUCCCAAACUGAAAUGUCACUGGAGCGCCAGCAGCAAAACCCUAGGGAUGGUGGUGGGUCUCAGGCAGGUCAACAGUCAAACCAAACCCAGCAGCUCUGGCAAAACUCGUACUAAAAAAUAAAAGAAAGAGAGUGGUUUUUAUUCAGCUUCUUUCGGUUAUAGAGGAUUGUGUGGCGAGUCUGAAGAGGAAAAAACAUGGGUCUGUCUGUUUGGGAAUGUAAUUUAUCAUCAUCUUUUGUCUCCUCUGUUAACUUAGGGAACACACAACUCUGAAAUGUUGUUUGAAUCUUAAAACUUUUUUUUUUUUUUUUAACUCUUGCCUCAGUACUUUUUCUGUCUACAUGUUGUCUGAAUCUUGAAGCUUCAUCUAAAUGUUGACUAAAUGUUGUUUAAAAUUCA
This is a messenger RNA of Capsella rubella, 3005 nucleotides long. RefSeq names its product alpha-protein kinase 1. The transcript has 10 exons. Bases 195 to 2720 code for a protein of 841 amino acids. Gene Ontology annotation, molecular function: protein binding. Lineage: Eukaryota; Viridiplantae; Streptophyta; Magnoliopsida; Brassicales; Brassicaceae. The record is from RefSeq and is a predicted model, not a curated record.